Messenger RNA from Ramularia collo-cygni, 1089 nucleotides. RefSeq lists its product as uncharacterized. NCBI's taxonomy places the organism in Eukaryota, Fungi, Ascomycota, Dothideomycetes, Mycosphaerellales, Mycosphaerellaceae. The record is from RefSeq and is a predicted model, not a curated record. Bases 1 to 1089 code for a protein of 362 amino acids. The transcript is spliced from 2 exons.
AUGCCGCCGCCGCAGACGGAAGACUCGAAGGAUUUCGAGCCGGAAGCUUUCUUCGAUGCGUGGGCUCGCGAUGGAACGCGCCUGGAGAAGUUGCACGCCGACAAUGACUUCCGGACGUUCAUCAUCCAGGUCUUUGGACUGCCUCCCAACGACGACUAUGGAUAUUCGGCCGGGCCGGCAGAGGUCACGCUGGAGAUGAUGCAAAAGCACAUCGUCUUUGGAGCACGAGCGAAUCUCCGGAAUUGGUACACGCACAAUGCACGUCCGUCGCCCUCACCCAGCGAUAUUGCCGCCUACAACGACAUCUUUCGUCCGACCACCAACACCUCCAAGGCCUUAAAGGCACUCGCCGCGAAUGCCAAAAAGGAUACAGUGCGCAUGGACGUUGCACAGCACCUUUCUGCCCUGUAUGCCCCGCCAGACCCCGCCCUCAAAUUGACAGUCAACAAGUCCAAGGGACACGUCAAUCCCUACCUAGACGUAUGGACAUGGUCGAAUCUUGUCCUGCAAUGGGCGGGCCCGGAGGCGAGAACUGCCGAGCUCAAAAACAGCCAUGCGAUCCUGCCAGUGCUAUACCACCACUUCGGCUGUGUAUGUCCCAGCUACGAGGCGCUGUCAUACAUCCAGCAAGUGUCUCGUGGACGCAACAUUCUAGAUGUGGGUAGUGGCAAUGGAUACUGGACGUACAGUCUUCGUCGUCUCGAUACCAAUCCCAAGAAACAGCUAAAGGUAACGGCUAUCGAYAACGGCCUCAGCGAGUGGAGGACCAUGUGGAUUGGUGAUACCAUCAAGAUAGACGGCGCCAAGUGGCUGCAGCAGAACAGGGGUGGAAUUGACGAUGUUCUGCUGUUGGUCUAUCCCAUGGUAGGGUUGGAUUUCACCUCAAAGAUGCUCAAAGCGUUUAGAGGCACCACCAUCAUCUCGGCCGGCGCGCAGAACACGAGCGGUUUCACGGCGUUCAAAGGAGAGACCAUUGCAGAUUGGAUCUCGAGAGAAAUGCCGGCCUGGGAAAGGGUUCUGCAGAUACCACUUCCUAGUUUCGCUGGCAAGGACGAAGCGCUGUUCAUCUUCGAAAAGAAGGCGGCAUAG